AGAGAGAGAGAAACGUAGGAUCCCCACACUCACUCUCACUCUCUCACUCAUGGACUCUCUCGCACUCUUCUGCACAGGAGCUCUCAUAGCCGGUGGCAUCUACUGGUUCGUUUGCAUCCUCGGUCCAGCCGAGCAGAAGGGAAAACGGGCUGUAGAUCUCUCCGGUGGCUCCAUCUCAGCCGAGAAAGUCCAAGAUAACUACAAACAAUACUGGUCUUUUUUCCGCCGCCCCAAAGAGAUCGAAACAGCCGAAAAAGUCCCUGAUUUCGUCGACACUUUCUACAAUCUAGUCACCGAUAUUUACGAGUGGGGAUGGGGCCAGUCCUUCCAUUUCUCUCCUUCCAUCCCUGGAAAGUCCCACCUUGAAGCCACGCGCCUUCACGAAGAGAUGGCCGUGGAUCUGAUUAAUGUCAAGCCUGGAGAUCGAAUCCUGGAUGUUGGAUGCGGCGUCGGUGGUCCUAUGCGUGCUAUCGCUGCUCAUUCACGCGCUAAGGUGGUCGGUAUCACAAUCAACGAUUAUCAAGUGAGUCGUGCGCGUUUGCACAACAAGAAAGCUGGGUUAGAUUCACUUUGUGAAGUUGUUAAAGGGAAUUUCCUUGAGAUGCCGUUUCCGGAGAACAGCUUCGACGGAGCUUACUCGAUCGAAGCGACAUGUCACGCGCCGAAACUAGAAGAGGUUUAUGCAGAGAUCUUUAGGGUCUUGAAGCCCGGAUCUCUUUACGUGUCCUACGAAUGGGUCACAACUGAUAAGUACAAGUCUUCCGAUCCUGAACACGUGGAGGUUAUUCAAGGUAUUGAAAGAGGUGAUGCUCUACCUGGGCUAAGAAACUAUUCUGAUAUUGCAGAGACAGCCAGGAAGGUAGGAUUUGAAGUAGUGAAAGAGAAAGACUUGGCUAAACCACCAGCACAACCAUGGUGGACCAGGCUUAAGAUGGGAAGGAUUGCCUACUGGAGGAACCACAUUGUUGUAACAAUACUUUCUGCUUUGGGGAUUGCUCCAAAAGGGACUGUCGAUGUUCACGAGAUGCUGUUCAAGACAGCUGAUUAUCUUACUAAGGGUGGUGAUACUGGGAUUUUCACUCCAAUGCACAUGAUUCUCUGCAGAAAACCUGAGAAGAAGACAGAAGAAACCUCAAAUUCUUAGUCUCUAGUCUGAUUGGGUAAUAAUCAAACAUUCCCUGGUAUUUUUAUGUUUCAGCAACUCAUGUUCUCCCUCCUUUGUGACUUUCUAGUUCUUUUUUCCUCUUCAUUUUAGGGUUUUUUUUCCCUUGAUUAAAUCCUCUCAUCUUUGUAUUUUUGUUCUUAAAUUUCGUGGCUGGAUCUUUGUUUUUUUUCUACUGUUAUUAUGGUGAUGGUGAAGAAUCCAAAGGUCAAGAUUAUUGCUA
Messenger RNA from Populus nigra (black poplar), 1385 nucleotides. Its product is annotated as 24-methylenesterol C-methyltransferase 2. NCBI's taxonomy places the organism in Eukaryota, Viridiplantae, Streptophyta, Magnoliopsida, Malpighiales, Salicaceae. Gene Ontology annotation, molecular function: S-adenosylmethionine-dependent methyltransferase activity. The coding region runs from base 50 to 1144 and encodes 364 amino acids. Gene Ontology annotation, biological process: steroid biosynthetic process. The record is from RefSeq and is a predicted model, not a curated record. The transcript has a single exon.